Messenger RNA from Trichoderma gamsii, 1095 nucleotides. Its product is annotated as NADH:flavin oxidoreductase/NADH oxidase. The transcript has a single exon. Gene Ontology annotation, molecular function: FMN binding; NADPH dehydrogenase activity. The record is from RefSeq and is a predicted model, not a curated record. NCBI's taxonomy places the organism in Eukaryota, Fungi, Ascomycota, Sordariomycetes, Hypocreales, Hypocreaceae. Bases 1 to 1095 code for a protein of 364 amino acids.
AUGACGAGACUCUUCGAGCCCAUUCGCGUUGGCGGGAUGGAACUCUUUAAUCGCAUUGUCUUGGCUCCACUAACCCGCUUCCGCAACGAUGACGACCACAUUCCCCUACCUUUCGUCAAGAAAUAUUACGCACAACGCGCUUCAACCCCGGGAAGCUUCUUGAUCAGCGAGGCAACGCUCAUCUCACCUGACGCAGGCAGUUUGCCUAAUGUGCCCGGAAUCUACACCGACGAACAGAUCUCCGCCUGGAAGGAAGUUACCGAUGCUGUUCAUGCAAAGGGCUCAUACAUCUACAUGCAACUAUGGUCGCUGGGCCGAGUCGCCCGUUCCACGGCAGGGAGGCAGCAGAGCGCUGUUUCUAGCAGUAUGACUCCGCUCAACACUGAACUAUCAACACCCCGUGCAUUGACCGAGUCCGAGAUUGGAACCUACACGGCUCAAUACGCACAGGCAGCGCGGAACGCCAUGGCAGCGGGCUUUGAUGGCGUGGAAAUCCACGGGGCCAGCGGAUACAUGCUAGACGAGCCAACCCAGGAUGGGAAACCAAUGGACAGCUGGGGUGGUAGCGUCGAGGACCGCGGCUGCUUCGCUAUCAACGUGGCCCGAGCAGUCUCGGAUGCCAUCGGCGCGGACCGCACUGCAAUUCGUCUUGGUACUUUGAUCGCACGAGAGGGUAUGCGGAUGGCGCAUUCCUUGCCACAAUUUGGACGUCUUGCGCAGGAGCUGAGGCUACUCAAGCUUGCGUACGUGCAUCUUGUUGAGUCUCGUUUAGAGUCCGACGCCCACAUCGAGGCGACUAAUCAGCUGGACUUUUUCUUCGAGGCGUACCAAGAUGCCAGUCCCGUUAUUGUUGCCGGUGGUUAUGGGCCUACUUCAGCCGCAGAGGCUGUUGAUUCAAAGUACUCAAAUCAUGAUGUUCUCAUUGCCUUCGGGAGGCCUUACAUUUCCAACCCAGAUUUGCCUUUCCGCAUUAAGGAAAAUCUUCCUCUCAUGCCGUAUGAUCACGAUGUGUUUUACACUCCAAAGACUCCUAAAGGUUAUAUUGACUAUGACUUCAGUGCUGAAUUCCAGGCUUCUUCUGCGGCGGCAGCUUGA